GUAACAAGUACUUGUGGUCAUGUAAUGUGUGCGGAUUUUCCUCCAAAUAUGAAUAACUGGGAACGAGUUGAUCCGUUGCAGUUAUUUACAUCACCGAUCGAGAAGAAGGAAGCAAAUCCGAAGAUGAAAAUGAAUGAGUAUCUUGCAUCUGAAGCACGAGGUUGCGAUUUCCUGGUCCUAUGGCUUGAUUGUGAUAAAGAGGGUGAAAAUAUUUGCUUCGAGGUAAUUGAUGCUGUCCGGCACGUGCUCAAGAAGCCUAGGUUGGGGAAUGUGAUGGAUGUUAUCUACAGGGCACAUUUUUCUGCUGUCACCGAAAAAGACAUCAAAUUAGCGAUGCGCAACCUGGGGCGUCCAAAUAUCAACGAAAGCUUAUCGGUGGAUGCCCGCCAGGAAUUAGAUCUCAGAAUUGGUUGCGCAUUCACACGCUUUCAGACCAGAUAUUUUCAGGGGAAGUACGGUGAUCUGGAUAGCGCAACAAUAUCAUUUGGACCAUGCCAGACACCAACACUUGGUUUUUGCGUCACUCGUCAUGACCAGAUUACACAGUUCAAACCCGAACCAUACUGGAUUAUUGAGGCAAUUUUUGAAACUCCAUCAGGAGAAUUCCUGUAUCCGAAGCAUUCGAGAGGACGCAUAUUCGACAAGGAUGUUUCAGAGUUGUUUCUAAAUCGAAUAAAAAAGCACGAUCAGGGCGUAGUUGUUGAUGUGGUCAGUUCGGAAUCACGAAGAGAACGCCCGCAUGCUCUGAACACCGUUGAAUUGUUACGUGUUUGCAGUAGCGGCUUAGGUCUUAGCCCAGCACAGACAAUGAACACAGCCGAAUAUCUCUACACUCGGGGUUUCAUAAGUUAUCCACGAACUGAAACCACCGCAUAUUCAUCAAAUUUCGAUUUUAUGGAAGCUUUACAUCACCAGAAAAAUGAUUGUCGUUGGAAAGAUGUUGUAAGGAAGCUGAUAUCAGAAGGAAUAACAAAGCCUCGUGCUGGUGAAGAUAAAGGCGAUCAUCCACCAAUAACACCUCUGUGUGGCGAUGAUGGUUCGCUUGCUGGAGAUGCGGCUCGAGUGUAUGAAUACAUCACGCAACAUUUUAUAGCAACAUUAAUGAAUCCAUGCAUAUAUCUCGUCUCCACUAUCAAAAUUGAAGUUGGAGAAGAAAUUUUGACCGCAACAAGCAGAAGUGUCAUUGAUGCGGGCUACACUGAGAUAAUGACUUGGCAGGGAAUUGAGGACGAUGCAUGUUUGCAUGAUGUACAGAAAGGCACAGUGCUGGAUAUGAAGAGGCGUUUGGUACCAACCAAAUUGGGCAUAGCACUUGUGCAUGGUUACUGGAAAAUAGAUCCGGAACUGGUAUUGCCUACAAUGCGAGGCGAAGUCGAAAGUCAGCUAAAUCUUAUCGCAAAAGGAUAUGCCGACUUCUCCGCUGUAAGUACCAUGAAUUUUAAUACUGUUGGAUUUACUGGCUGGGCGUUCCUUUGA
This is a messenger RNA of Gongylonema pulchrum, 1476 nucleotides long. The record is from the annotation of a GenBank genome assembly. Lineage: Eukaryota; Metazoa; Nematoda; Chromadorea; Rhabditida; Gongylonematidae.